Messenger RNA from Polistes canadensis, 615 nucleotides. Its product is annotated as histone-lysine N-methyltransferase SETMAR-like. The record is from RefSeq and is a predicted model, not a curated record. Gene Ontology annotation, molecular function: nucleic acid binding. Lineage: Eukaryota; Metazoa; Arthropoda; Insecta; Hymenoptera; Vespidae. The coding region runs from base 1 to 615 and encodes 204 amino acids. The transcript is spliced from 2 exons.
AUGUGUAUGGUGAUGAAACCCUUAAAAAAAGGCAAUGCCGAAAUUGGUCGUCUAGUUGAGCUUAAUAAGGAUAAAAUAAAAACCAUCAUCGAAGCAAAUCGUCAUGUAACUACACGGGAGAUUGCAGAGAAGUUAAAUGUUUCACAUACUGCCAUUGAGAAGCAUUUAAAACGUGUCGAGCUCGUUAAGAAGCUGAAUAUUUUGGUUCCGUACGAUUUGAAAGAGGUUCAUCUGACAAAGCGCAUCAACGCUUGCGAUUUAUUGCUUAAACACAAUGAAUUCGAUCUGUUUUUAAAACGAAUCAUCACUAAAGACGAAAAGUUGAUUGUGUACAACAAUGUCAAUCGAAAACGAUCGUGGUGCAUGCCUAAUGAGUCAUCGCAAACCACUUCAAAGGCAAAAAAUAAGAUUUUACUGUCAAUUUGGUGGGAUUGGAAAGGUCCGAUGUAUUUUGAUCUGCUUCCAAGGAACCAAACCAUUAAUUCAGAGGACUACUGUCAGAAACUGGACAAAAUGAAUGCAGCGGUCAAGGAAAAGCGACAAGAAUUGGUCAAUCGUAAAGGUGUCAUUUUCCGUCAGGACAAUGCUAGACCGCACACGUCUUUAGCCACUUGA